AUGAUGUCCUUUCCCUUUGACAAGCUUCGUCUAGAUUUCGUCAUCAUCCUGGCAGGCGAGCAGCGGGUGGAUAUCCUGUGCAAAAGUAUCGCACUCGUAGUAAUCGCAAUCAUGCAUUACAAAUCUCCCUCUUAACCGAAAUCCGCAUUACAAAUUUCAUUUUUCAUGCUGAGGGAAUUUGUCAUGCAAUUUAUACUAGUGCGAUGCUUUUGCAUUGCAUAGUGGAGACCUCCGAUCAAGUCUGUUUCUAUUGGGGGCCCGUGGAGUCGAAACGGCGGGACAUGAACGUCUAUGCAAUACAAAUUUGAUGAAUCUCCCGCACACAGACAAAAUGCAUUUAUUGUACUAAUCUUGCCAACUUGGAGCACGUUACUUGUCAUGCUGAAUAGGAUUGAUGGCGCAUUUUGUCUUGCAGCAACCGCAUUUGAUGUAGUUGAGCGCCUAUGUGGGAAAUUCCAAUUUCCUGUGGAUAACGUCAGUUGCCAGACCACGGUCGCGGAGUUCGACCUGACGGCAGUGUCCUACGCGAAGAUGACGCACGUGUCGCCCGGGACGGGACUGAAGUACGAAGACGUGGCGUGGUCGUUGCACUUUUCGAGGGUGGUCGUCUACUACGUGCACAAGGGGAUGUAUGAGAUAUACACAACUCCCCCUCCCCCUCAUUUGUCAUGCAAAACCCCAAAUCCAGUCGCUGCCCGGUGGCACUGUUUGCAUGACAAAUUCGGGAAGCCCAGACAGUACUACAUCAGGCACAGAAAAAAUUUGGCAUGCAUAGGCUCCACAUGUGCUGGUGUUUGUUGUAUUGCUGUUCAUGCUAUGCGAAUGAGAGGGAGGGGGAGUUGUGCACUCUCAGAAGAUGUUCCCGUUAUCCGCCUGUAUUUUUUUCGGUUACUGUUCCUUCAUCAUCUCGCCGGAAGAACUCGCCGGGAGGCUACAAUAUGCAUUGCAAAUAUGUCUGGGUCUAGAAACUUGUGAUGCUGAACUGUGGAUGACUGAAAUAUUUGCCAAUGCAGCCAAGCAUGACAAGUUUGCAGAACGCUCUCUCAUGCUCAUUCCGCAUGAGAAACUGCGCUUGUGUAUGACCAAAGUGGGCGUCGUUUUUGUUAGUCAUGCAAUACAGAUUUUACAGGAGUGUAGGACUAGCAUCACAAGUUGCACUCUUCCAGGCCCAGACAUUUUUGCAAUGCACAUGCAGCUGCUGGUGGCGAUCUUUCUCACGUGCUUCGCCAUACAGUGGAUUAUCACGGAAAGGUAUUGAUGUUGACGCACAUAGCGAGAAGGAGAUGAGUGUUUACUCAUAGGCAUUAGAAGUGCAAGAAGAACCAUAGAUACCUGCUCUCGUACGUAUGAAGCUUCGCAUGUUACACGUGUUCAUGUUGAUACGGAAAUAAAAUAUAGUAAAACAUUUAUACAUCUUGCUCAGGUUGCCCCGCGUGCCUUACCUGACCAUCCUGGAUCACAUCGUGUUCGCCUCCGUUAUGGCGUUCUCAAACGUUAUAUCCUCAACUGUUACAUGGAUCUGUAAUGCAAGAACGGCAAAAGCGCAAGGGGAGAGAUUUUGCCUGUUGCAUUACAGGUUUGGCACAGAUUUAUAUGCUGUUCAGCCCUUCGGAAAUUUGUCAUCAUGCAAGGCAGCUUGAUGAUGUAGAUCUAGACGAGACUCGAAUAGCUGCGCCCGCUAGGGGUGACAGCGCAUACUUGCGCUAGAAAGGGUAGUAGACCGCCCCUCCCUCCCCCUCCCACAGUUGCGGGGCCCGUGCACCGUGUGUGUUUAUCCUGCACACGUGUCAAGGAUGAGGAUGCGCGGUUCAUGCGCGGGUGGGGACACCCCGUCCACCCUCCCUCGCUCUGUUGCGCAGCAUGCAUCAGGUCGGGCCCUGUUUGGAAGAAGCCGGACGCCUUAGCCUCAAUCCGGAUCGUUGGAAGUAUUUAUUGAGCAGGCGUCUGGAUCUCCGCCGUAGGCUUUGUAUUGCUUAUUGACUCGCCUUGUUCCUAAAUUGCCUGCGCUAGAGCCCCGGGCGUAAAGCAGCGCAGCCGUAGAUCGCUUAAUUCCUUAGACUGCCGGAAGCCGGAAGACGGGCGCAGUAGGCGCGUAGCAAGAUCGCCCAAGAUGAAAGUCUAGGGCUUCGCAUUCACUUGCCCAUACGCAUUCCAUUUUCAAACAGCGACCAUCGCUUUUUUGCCUACUUGAUCUCUUUCGGAUUUGGUCCUCCCGCCUCGCACAUGCAGGCAUCUCGCAGAUCUUUGGUUUUUUCAGUGCGACUUUAUUAUCAUCCUCGUGAGCUCCUAGAUUUUCCUUGUCGCCACCGAUCGCUUUUAUUUUUUUCCUUUAGCCUGUCCUUCUGCCGCUUCGCUAUUUCUAGGCUUUUAAGGAUAUUGAGAUAGCUAGCCGCCACAUAAUGUCGAAAGAGGAGUAUGCCAUAUCGGGCGAGCGCGGCCGAUUCAAUCCGAUUCGUCGGGGUGCCAUUUAUCACCGGCGCACGGGUGCGCAGAGGGAGCACAGGGAGCCGAACGCACUGGGAGUCGCGGCGGAAUAUAUUUGGGCCGGGGAUUCGAAGGCCGCCAGUGGCCACAUUGUUUCGUGGUUUUUCACCUCGCAGCAGCCGAAGCGCCAGAAGGAAAGCUGGGGGCUGGUGGUUGAUUUCGUGGCAGCGGGCGAAGUUUUUUCUGGACGAAGUCGUGGGCAUUUCCGAAGAUUAUACGGACGCCAUUGCCGCAGCAUUUGCCGCGGUGCGGCCAGAUGUCGCGCUGCUUCCGACGUCAUCACUGCACUGGUCAUAGAUGUUGGCAGACCUGGGGGCGACGUGUCCGGCUGGUUUUUUUUUGAAGAAAGUCCUGCCGACAGUUCUCUGUGUGAUGUGUACCUGGAUGAAGUGAUGAGCGGCUUUGAGCAAAGUAGCCGCCGCUGUGUUUCCGGUCGAUCGAAGAUGUUCGCCGUGUUAGGUUAUAACCCGACGGGCCUCGGCCUGCUCCACCGUUUGUGUCCUUCCUUGCGCAGUCUUGUGGGUUUGUGCGAAGAUAUCUUGCUGCCUCGGUGCUCCUUAGUCUCGGUCGAUACAUCUAAGCGGAAAUGUAUGCGGGGGCCCCUGAGCCCCCCCCGCGCCCCCCCCGCCCCGUUUUGUGGCGUUCGCAGUGUUUUUCAGGUCGCUUUCUGGGUUGCAGCGCGUCGCGGCCACCAUUCGAUAUCUUGUUGCGUAGGCGCGUAGUCUCGGUCGAUAUUGUGAAGCGGGCAUGGAUAUAAUACUGCGCCCCAAUCUGUAUGAAAGAAUAGUUUCUGUUUUUAAGAUGAAGACUCACAUGUGGGGGGCCCUCGCCCCCCCCCGCGCCCCCCCCGCCCUUGCGAUAUGAUGAUACUGCGCCCCAAUCUGCAUGAAUAGUUUUUAGCUCUAAGAUGAUAGCUUUAAGACCUAAGAUCAUUACUUUUGAUAUGAAGACGGCCGCCAUUCGAUAUCUUGGUGCCUAGGCGCGUAGUCUCGGUCGAUAUUGUGCAGCGGGCAUGGAUAUGAUACUGCGCCCCAAUCUGUAUGAAAGAAUAGUUUUUGUUUUUAAGAUGAAGACUUACAUGCGGGGGGCCCUGCCCCCCCCCCCGCGCCCCCCCCGCCCUUGCGAUAUGAUGAUACUGCGCCCCAAUCUGCGUGAAUAGUUUUUAGAUUUAAGAUGAUAGCUUUAAGAUCUAAGAUUAUUACUUUUGAGAUGAAGACGGCCGCCGUUCGAUAUCUUGUUGCCUAGGCGCGUAGUCUCGGUCGAUAUUGUGAAGCGGGCAUGGAUAUGAUACUGCGCCCCAGUCUGUAUGAGAGAAUAGUUUUUGUUUUUAAGAUGAAGACUUACAUGUGGGGGGCCCUGGCCCCCCCCCCGCGCCCCCCCCGCCCUUGCGAUAUGAUGACAUUGCGCCCCAAUCUGCAUGAAUAGUUUUUAGAUCUAAGACGAUAGCUUUAAGAUCUAAGAUUAUUACUUUUGAGAUGAAGACUCGCAUCUUGAUGAGUUUAAAAAAAUAGAAAAUUAGACUGUGGGUUUUAGACUAUGGCCUGCGAUCGAGAUUUAUGACUUUCGAGAUGAAGACUCACAUCUUGAUGAAGGCUUGUCGAUUCAAUUAUGAAGAUUGAGACUAUGACUUUGAGAAGAUUAUGACUCUACUUUUAAGAUAGGAUAAGUAAGAUGACGACUUUGAUGAUUCCAAGAUGAGAGAAGAAGCUGCGACUUCUGAGAUGAUUCGACUAUGAUUCAUUUGCGAUUGAGAUUUGAGAUUCGAAUCUUUUGAGUAUGAGACUAUGGCUUGAAGAUAUCUGAACUCAAAUAGUGAAUUGCACUCAAGUUGUGAAUUGAACUCAAGUGGUGCAUUGAACUCAAAUGGUGAACCGAACUCAAAAGAUGCGCUGAACUCUUGAACGUUUUGAAUUUCUCGCAAGUCUUGCAAAGAUCUUGUAGAUAUGAGCAGCAGUUUAAGAUUUGAGAUAAGACUUGAUAAUAAGAUUGGAGAUUCGAAUAAGAUUUGAGACUGGGCUAAGAUUUCAGAUUCAGACUCGAAUAAGAUUGAGACUGGGCUAAGAUUCUGAAAUUGAAUUACUCAAUUUGAAUUAUUCAAGAAUUUGAAUUAUUCAAUUUGAAUUAUUCAAGAAAUUGAAUUAUUCAAUUUGAAUUAUUCAUGAAUUUGAAUUAUUCAAUUUGAAUUAUUCAUGAAAUUGAAUUAUUCAAUUUGAAUUAUUCAUGAAAUUGAAUUAUUCGUGAGUCUUGCGAUGAGAUUGUAGAUAUGACUAUCAAUAUUAUUGAGAGUUUUGCAUGACAAAUUCAUGCACCAGUUGAGAAUGUAACAUUUGAGAACUACGCCAUAUCCGUUGCCCGUCUCCAAAUCACCGCUCUCGGCAUGUGCGUUUCCUACGCGGUCGGCGCCGGAAAAGGUUUCUCCGACACGGCCGACCAGAGCGGCCAGCACUUCGACAUGCGCGCCGCUCGCAUCGUGGACCUCAUUUCCGCUUCCUCGUUGGUGACAAUCCAGCUGGUUUGGGCACUGCAGAUCUACGUGUUGCGGAUUCUGGGCGGCUGGAAGAACGUUCUUGAGCAGAUUUUCCCGCUGUGCUGCGUGCCGGGGUUGUUGAGAGUUGGGAGGGCCAUCUACAUGGCCGUUUUCUUCCUGCCCUUUUGCUUGAAGAUGCUUCUCUGGACGCUGCCAAGACAAGCAGUGAGAUUGUUGUUUUCUUGCAGUUCUUGCGGUGGAAAAAGAAGUAGGAGCGCGUCGAGUACUUCUACGGGUAAAAAACCGGCCGGAAAAAUAAAGGUUGAUCCAAGCGAUAGAGCAGAACAAAACAAGGAUACUAGUGCGACCUCCAAAAGCGAUGAGGAAGAAACGUCCGCACCAGCGCCACCGGAGAAAGAGAAACGGUUGACCAAAUUCGGAACGCGCACGUGGGCCAGCGGGCCGACAAUCAAGCACGAUUUUCUCGUCCCGGAGCCUGGGCAGAGCUUUCACGCGGCGAAAGACAAGACGACCGGAAAAUUCUCCCGAGUGAAAAUUGAACAGAUAAUGGGCGUUCGGGGAACAGCUCUGCAUCACGAAGAUGCGAAGGAUUUUUGAACACGUAGAAAAAAGCGAGCGCAGUCACCUUGCUUGUCGAAUAAGUCGUGCUCCUUUUACUCAGUAAGUGCCAUGAUCGCAGCACCCUGCAGAGCGAUUCACUGUGGCACAGCCUCUUAGCCGUUUCUGGGAGAAGAUUGGCCGCAUCGAAUAAAUCCUGUUGCAAGCACAAAG
Amoebophrya sp. A120 is the source of this 5743-nucleotide messenger RNA. The record is from the annotation of a GenBank genome assembly. Lineage: Eukaryota; Dinophyceae; Syndiniales; Amoebophryaceae.